Molecule: messenger RNA, 2209 nt
Organism: Hypoxylon trugodes
Lineage: Eukaryota; Fungi; Ascomycota; Sordariomycetes; Xylariales; Hypoxylaceae
Exons: 6
Coding region: 237-2105 (622 amino acids)
Source: RefSeq, a predicted model, not a curated record
CAAUCGUCGAAUACCUCGCCGAGCACGAAAAGGCGAAUCUCGCGCAGCAGGACACAUUUGGCAGAUCCGCCAUCUUCUACGUCUUAGGAGACCAUAAGAUCCUAGAGGGUUUCUGUGCCCGGUUCAAAGACGGUACUGGCGUAUACGGGUUGGACUUCCAGGAUGACUUGAAAUGGACCCCCUUACACUAUACGGCCCUCUUGUCACGGCCAGAUUGUACCGAAGUUCUUCUUAGGAUGGACGCCAACACCCAAGUCAAAGACAGAAAUGGGAAGAUGCCGAUCGAUCACGUUAAUCUGGUUUCUAACAUAGGGAGGAGCCAUCUCCUCAUUUUUGCCUUGAAAGAAUUGGUUCCAUGUUAUCCGAAUUUUGUGUUUGGAAUUUCUUAUCGCAGAAAAAUACAAGAGCCGGUAGAAAUCGAUUUGAAAUUUUUUGAUGAGCGAGUCUUAACCCCGAAGAACGAGUCGGCCUGGCUUCAUAUUCCAUGGACAAACGGCGUCAUCGUAUUUGCUAUCCUCCGACGACUGGAACAACAAUCAGGGCUCCCGGAUGGGGAGUUUUCUUACUCUUCUUGGUUCCGGGACCCUGCUGUUGUUGCUGGUAAUCAGGACCUGAACUACCGCAUGCCUUCUUAUGAAUCAAAUUUUGGAAAGCGUCCAAAUGUACAUACUCCUGGACCGUGGUUUCCGUAUGUAUCCAUUGUGUUUCCAUUUAUCGCACUUCGGACCAAAACGAGCCAAAGGUUGGCAAGGUUAAAGACUUCCGGUUCGAGGGCUGCUGUGACGAAUGGCUUUGCUAGGAGUGUGAUACGAUUCGAGCGUACGCUUGACGAGACAUAUUACCCUUCUCUUUCCGCUGAAGCCCUCGAAGCUCGAAAUGAGGACCAAGUGGUUUCAAGAGAAUGGGUGGAAAUACGAGACCCAGAUUCUGAUGACGGUGAUCCAAUGCCAAUUUUAAUGGUACCCCAAUUGUGGAUUUGGCGAUUACAUGAUCAUAUUGUAACCGCCUCUCCUACGGAGGGACUGCUUCCCGGGAAGGAUGCGUAUGGUGAGGAUGUUGAAUUUGAUAGAAACGUGGGAUCAACCGAAUCUCAGUACUUUAAAGACAUGGAACCGAAAUGGAUGAAGUGGGAUUCGUGGUAUACUGGAAUACAAAUUGGAAUCAUCAUAGCACGCCAUAUCACAGCAUUCGGAGAAUCGCAGGCGGGUGGCCGUUUCAAGUCACCUCUCGAUAUCUUUGAGAGAGGUGUAGUCAGGGUUCUAUUAGACGUCGAAGCAUACAUGGAUCCAAACAGACCAUCACGGCCCAUUAUUGAAGAAGAACGCGAAUUUAUGCAUAGAAUUACCGACAUUAGAGAGGAACUUGCUAUGAUACAAGAAAUUCUAGGCCAGCAACGGGAGAUACUCGAGAGACUAAUUCAGGACUAUGAACACUAUAAUCCUGACUCACUUUCGUUUAUGGACCCGGGACAAGAUAUAAGGGACCCGAAUGCCAAGUGGGAGAUCGUGAAAUCAUCCGGAACCAAGCUUCGUGGGUACCAAAAAAGGGUGGAUAGGAUUGACAAGGAUGCGGAGAGAAUCGAGAGGGUGAUUCAAGACCAGCUGAGCCUCAAGCGAACGCAUGCUAGUAUUAGCGAUGCUCGAUCCGGGCUAAUCCUCAGCGCCGCUGUUGCUGGGCUCACUAUUAUCACGAUCAUAUUUACGCCUCUAGCCUUUAUGGCGAGCCUGUUUGCUUUACCCCUCGACAGACUGCUUAGUAAUCAAUUUGAAUUUAACAGGCCGGGCGGGACCGACGACGCGAAUGGGACAGGUUCUACGGCUGCGUACACGACAAAAUACAUUGCGAAAUGGUUUACUGUGGUCGAGUUUGUGUCAUUAGCGACAACAUCGUUCCUAGUAGCGCUGUGCCUUUGGUUUUUUGGGGGCACAGAAAUCCUGACUGCAAUAUGGGAAACCCAUUCUAGGAAAACGGGGAUUGGGAGGCGUACCCAGUCCACAAUUGGAGAAGACCUACCAGACUUUUCGGUCGUGCGAAGCAAGGAAAGUCAAGCCCUGUAUAAAGGAAUUAUCCUGAGCGCAAAUUUGCCUUGCCAUGCAACCGUUUAACGUUACGGAUCCGGUAGAGAUGAGUUGUGGUACAAUAGGGGCAACUGGCUGACUAAGCAAACGAAAUAGGGGUGCAAAAUUUUAUAGCGAGCGGCAUAGAGGCG